Messenger RNA from Strongylus vulgaris, 201 nucleotides. The record is from the annotation of a GenBank genome assembly. Lineage: Eukaryota; Metazoa; Nematoda; Chromadorea; Rhabditida; Strongylidae.
AGAUGGCUCUUUGUCUCGACCCGUCUCAUCACUUCAGAUGACCUUUUACCUGUAGUUAUUGGUCCUUUCGGAGAAGUCUCUGUCACUGACUGCGUAGUAGCAAUUUUUGGUGUAGAUGCCGAUAGGUCCGGGAUUUUUGACGACGAUGCUAGCACAAAGGGUGUUGUUGACUUUUUGGUUGUCGGUGUUAAAGUCGUGUAA